AUGCCUCCCCGAAACGCGAUGGGCAAGAAACAAAAGGGAAAGCAGAAGCUAGAGGAGAAACCAGCCCCCGCUUCCGAGUCUGUACCUCCACCACCUGCGACGGAGGGCGUCAAUGUGACUUCAAUGCCCCCUGAACCUUCGGAACAAUCUCAUCCUCCUGACCCCCAGGCGACAUCUUGGGGCGCUGGCGCUGGCGACGCCUGGGGUGCUUCAGCAGGCUCAACUUGGGGACAGCAAGAUACUGGUGGAACUGGUUGGGGCGCUCCUGCGACAACUCAGGAAGUACACGGCGAGACAUGGGAUCAGACCAACAGUUUGCUUCAUCCUCCACAGUCCAACGGGCCUAAUAUCCUUCCAACUAUCCCAGAGACCCAUUCCGGUCACUUCUCCCAAAAUGGAGCACACUCAUCAGACAACCGGAGUCAAGACCAAUAUACAGAUAACUGGGAUAACAAUCAUGGCCCCCGUUCUCAAAAUUGGGACGGAACUCAGACUCGUACUCUCACCCCCACUGCCGCCGCUUCAGCAGUUGGCUCUCCCGGCCCCGCCCACAUUAUCUCUCUUGCAGACGCCGCCGUUGCCGCUGAGAAGGAGAUACAGAAACAACAAAAAUUCAGCAGCGCCAGUGAAGCUGCGAAGAGGUUCGAAGAGUCAAGAUCCAACAUCAUCGCCUCGCCUAUGGCUACACAAACAAUUACAGCAUUGGCCACACAGCCAGCCGCUGCUCAUAAACCCAUGUCCUCGGCUUCUGCUGCUGCUGCUGCUUAUGAAGCUAACAUGCGCCCUCGAAAACCCUCUGCUGCCCAGGCCCAAUCUGUCACUUCCCAAGGCAAGACCACUUGGACGUAUCCAAAACCAUUUCUUCCCGGCGCUCACCACCCUGCGCAUAUUCCUGUAGACACAAGCUGGACGAUGACUGGAGGCAACACCUGGAGUAACAAACAUCGAACGGCGAAGAGCGCUUCUACGGGGAAUUGGGCGCCUCCCAGCCAGAACGGUUGGGACGAACAGCUACACCAAUUUCGUCAAGCUGAAGCGGCGCACCAAGCUCGGCGUCCAACACAAGCCCGACAACAACCCUCGCGACCAACACACCAGAAACACCACUCCCAUCCAGGACAUCCGCUACAGCACCAGAGACAGCUAGCGCAGCAGGGCCCAAGUUGGCAGGGGUGGGGAAAGGACGGCUGGGAGCAAUCUGAUGAAAUUGAAUCAGACAGUGAGGCUGAGACGCUCAAUGGGUGGGGCGCAGGCGCUUGGGGUCAAGGUGGAGGUGGAGGUGGAGGUGGAGGUGGAGGUGAUGCCUGGGGUCAGAGUGGAGGUACUUCAUGGGGCCAGGGUGGCGGUAAUGCCACGGGACAAAGUACGGCCGAUGCCUGGGCGCAAGCUGGUGCUAAUGAAUGGGGCCAUACGACGGGCGGAUGGGGUGAACCUCAACCAUCAGCGAAGGAGGGUAGACAUGAGCAGAAGAGAGGGCGGGGUCGUGCGCCAGACAGAAAGGUAACUCAAGAUGAUGCUUGGGGUCAAGCAGGAGCAGGAGGAGCAGGAGAUUGGGACGUCGGUGGUGGUGGUGGUGGUGGUGGUGGUAAUCGCGGAAGGGAAGGAAAGGAUGGGUGGAAGCCCGCUUCUGCAUGGGAUGAACAACCGGGCGAUUCAUGGGGACAGCAAGGGCAGCAAGCCGAUGGCUGGGCCACGGCCGGCGGAGACGCGUGGGGUCAAGGUCAAGGUCAAGGUCAGAGUGGAUGGGGUCAGAACAAUGAAUGGGGAACCACCGGUGGCGGUGGAGGUGGGGGAUGGGGCGGGCAUGCCACUUCGAACGCUGAAUGGGGCGGCGAUCCGCAACAGUCCAAGGUACCUCUUCCUGACCCUGCUGGGAGCAGAAAUAUCCUGUCCCCUCAGCAGCGGUCGCAAAUCCUAAAUUCCCUACUCACCACUGCUCAGAACCAGCCGGCUAAAGGACAGCAACAUGGUCAAGCUUCUGGUACAGGAGGCAAGCACCAGCCCCACCCUCAACCACAACAACACCACAAGCACACACAGAGGAAUUGGGAGCCUUGGGAGGCACAGGAUACUGGAUGGGGCUCUGAUGAGUCUGAAGGAGAAUACGAUACGAAUCGACGAGUUCGGUUUUCGCCAAAAGCAUCAGAGCUCUGGGGCGGCAGUCCACGCAGCGUGCCCUCUAAGACUCUCGCGCAUGCGCAAGCUCAGCAAGGAAUUACGACGACACUUAUCAAUGACGCCUCCAACCCACGAUUUGUCGAUUCUAGAGGAGCUGGACUGGCGUAUGUGGCGAACGCUUUCUUUGGUAAUUCCCGCUUUGCCCGAGAAAGGAUCUAUUGGAUGUUUCCCGAAAACAAGGAUGAACGCGUCGCCGCUAUGAUCCAAUGGGUGCAGAAGAUGUCGUUUAAUCUAGCCACGUACGGUUUGAUGAAAUUCCUUGAAACGCGCGAGCGAGGUGCUCUGUUUGUUAACGCCGUUUUUCGAAUGAGCCAACACCCUCACGAGCCCGCCUUCGAUUGGCUGACUUUCAACCAGCUGCAAGGCACGAUGGACAAAACGCUGCAGGCAUCAGUUGCGUUUUGUGAUCCGUCCAAGAUAACGCUCGUGUUCGUGUUUCUCCCUUCACAAUCUGGAAACAGUGUGGCGAUAUGGCGUCGCAAAGUCAACGUUCCAGAUGCUGCGAGGCUAAAAUACCAAGCUGAAAUUAAUGCGAUCACGAAAACCCUCCGAACUGGCAAGGAUUAUCCUGUGCUAGUCGACGAAGUUUCUAAACCCAAACCUCCUGCGAAGUCUGGCACGUUACGAAAGUCACUCGCUUCGAAGCCUAAUGCGAAGGCUAAGGCUAUGGCGACGAAACUUCCAGCUAAGUCAGACAAGGACAAGAAACGCAAAUGGUGGAAGUUUUUCUUCAGUUGA
Molecule: messenger RNA, 2916 nt
Organism: Cyclocybe aegerita
Lineage: Eukaryota; Fungi; Basidiomycota; Agaricomycetes; Agaricales; Hemipholiotaceae
Source: the annotation of a GenBank genome assembly